This is a messenger RNA of Trichoderma harzianum CBS 226.95, 770 nucleotides long. RefSeq lists its product as hypothetical. NCBI's taxonomy places the organism in Eukaryota, Fungi, Ascomycota, Sordariomycetes, Hypocreales, Hypocreaceae. The coding region runs from base 143 to 607 and encodes 154 amino acids. The transcript has a single exon. The record is from RefSeq and is a predicted model, not a curated record.
GUUGCUUAGGAGCUGGCUGCCAUUACUGACGAGUACGUUUACACCGAGCUCUUGUCUGCGGACCAAUCGCAGGGCCGCUGGACAAUGGAGGAUCCGAGUUUGCGAAGAAUCAUGCGCUGGCUUCAGGCUCGACAGCGGUAACAUGAUUGCUACGAAUACUGGACGAUUCAACAGCUACAUCUUGUCUCACCUUGACUGCCGGCACCAAGAGCAACUUUUCCUCUUCAGGGGGGUGAGGCAUCAUCAACGUUACACCACUUGCCACCAUUUAUUUUAUUUUUCUACAACAGCCUUGUACAGCCGAUGCUGCAAGGCCUCUUCGAUUGUUCUGGUACGGAGUUGUCUUUUUUUCGGAGGCGUGAUUUGGCGUAUGGGCAUGGACACACGGUUCAUAGGCAGCCACAGGGCAAAGGGAUACCUUUUUCUUCUCUUGGUUAUAUUUUUGGUUGUUUGGGCGUCCUAUUUACAUAGGCAUGGCAUGCCACACGACUGCAUGAUAGAAAGCAGUCGUCUUGAGGAUACAAAAUUGGAGGAUAUACGGGUCAUAGAUUUUUCUUUUCUUUCUUGGGCUGCCUGGAGCAGCCUCACCUUUUUCUGCAGCAAAUGAGUUUUUUUUUUUUUUACUUCUACAAAUAUAUUGAUUUUAUUACAGCCGCUGGCUUAUGACGCUAUCAAAAACGAAACUUGAUAUACUGCACUGCCUUUGCCUUAGGUCUUGCUCUGAACACACAAUGCGAUUCCCACCAAAGAUAAUGUCAUGCCAAUACCGG